This is a messenger RNA of Dama dama (fallow deer), 8946 nucleotides long. RefSeq names its product one cut homeobox 2 (gene ONECUT2). The coding region runs from base 1 to 1542 and encodes 513 amino acids. NCBI's taxonomy places the organism in Eukaryota, Metazoa, Chordata, Mammalia, Artiodactyla, Cervidae. Gene Ontology annotation, cellular component: nucleus. Gene Ontology annotation, biological process: regulation of transcription by RNA polymerase II. The transcript has 2 exons. Gene Ontology annotation, molecular function: DNA-binding transcription factor activity, RNA polymerase II-specific; RNA polymerase II cis-regulatory region sequence-specific DNA binding. The record is from RefSeq and is a predicted model, not a curated record.
AUGAAGGCUGCCUACACCGCCUAUCGAUGCCUCACCAAAGACCUAGAAGGCUGCGCCAUGAACCCGGAGCUGACAAUGGAAAGUCUGGGCACUUUGCACGGGCCGGCCGGCGGCGGCAGUGGCGGGGGCGGCGGCGGCGGGGGCGGCGGGGGCGGCGGCGGGGGCCCGGGCCAUGAGCCGGAGCUGCUGGCCAGCCCUAGCCCCCACCACGCGGGCCGCGGCGCCGCCGGCUCGCUGCGGGGCCCUCCGCCGCCGCCCCCGCCGCCGCCGCCAACGGCGCACCAGGAGCUGGGCACGGCGGCCGCGGCUGCGGCUGCGGCGGCGGCAUCGCGCUCGGCCAUGGUCACUAGCAUGGCCUCGAUCCUGGACGGCGGCGACUACCGGCCCGAGCUGUCCAUCCCGCUCCACCACGCCAUGAGCAUGUCCUGCGACUCGUCCCCGCCCGGCAUGGGCAUGAGCAACACCUACACCACGCUGACGCCGCUGCAGCCGCUGCCGCCCAUCUCCACCGUCUCGGACAAGUUCCACCACCCGCACCCGCACGCGCACCCGCACCCGCACCAUCACCAUCACCACCAGCAGCGCCUCUCGGGCAACGUCAGCGGCAGCUUCGCGCUCCUGCGCGACGAACGCGGGCUCCCGGCCAUGAACAGCCUCUACAGCCCCUACAAGGAGAUGCCGGGCAUGGGCCAGAGCCUGUCCCCGCUGGCCGCCACCCCGCUGGGCAACGGGCUGGGCGGUCUCCACAACGCGCAGCAGAGCCUGCCCAACUACGGGCCCCCGGGCCCCGACAAGAUGCUCAGCCCCAACUUCGACGCGCACCACACUGCCAUGCUGACCCGCGGCGACCAGCACCUGUCCCGCGGCCUGGGCACCCCGCCCGCGGCCAUGAUGUCGCACCUCAACGGCCUGCACCACCCGGGCCACGCUCAGUCCCACGGGCCGGUGCUGGCGCCCAGCCGCGAGAGGCCACCCUCGUCGUCUUCGGGAUCGCAGGUGGCCACCUCCGGCCAGCUGGAGGAGAUCAACACCAAAGAGGUGGCCCAGCGCAUCACCGCCGAGCUGAAGCGCUACAGCAUCCCACAGGCGAUCUUCGCGCAGAGGGUGUUGUGCCGGUCUCAGGGGACACUCUCCGACCUGCUCCGGAACCCCAAACCGUGGAGUAAACUCAAAUCUGGCAGGGAGACCUUCCGCAGGAUGUGGAAGUGGUUGCAGGAGCCCGAGUUCCAGCGCAUGUCCGCCUUACGCCUGGCAGCGUGCAAACGCAAAGAGCAAGAGCCCAACAAGGACAGGAACAAUUCCCAGAAGAAAUCCCGCCUGGUGUUCACUGACCUCCAACGCCGAACGCUCUUCGCCAUCUUCAAGGAGAACAAGCGCCCGUCCAAAGAGAUGCAGAUCACCAUUUCCCAGCAGCUGGGCUUGGAGCUCACGACCGUCAGCAACUUCUUCAUGAACGCCCGGCGCCGCAGCCUGGAGAAGUGGCAGGACGACCUGAGCUCGGGCGGCGCCUCCUCCGCCUCGGGCGCCUGCACCAAAGCGUGACGGAAGGACUCCCGGCUGGGCACAAGCCGCCUCCCGACGAGGACACCCGAUACCCAAAGAAAACGCAGAGGAAAGAGACACCGGAUUCUUAGCUGGGGCCCUUCACUGGUGAUUUGAAAGCACAAUUCUCUUGAAAAGAAACUUUUCUAUUCUAGCUGUAAUCAUAGGCCAGGUGUUCUUUUUCGUUCGUUUGUUUUUAAUGGCUAUGGAGUCCACGUGCAAGCUGAAAACUAAUCUCUUUGAACCGGACAUUGUCCUCUGAGCGAGCGUGCUAAGCACCCCAGGAACCCAAAUGGGGCCUUCCUAGAACAAGUCAAUUCCAGCCCAGUGUCAGCCAAGCAGGGUUGCUUAGAAUGUCAGCAUCCCAGUUGGGGUCCUGUCAGCCCCUUGGAGUCAGCGUUCCUAUGAGUCAAUAGUAGGAAUCUGGCUUGUACAAGGACUCUUGAGUUUGGGUUCCCAAGAUGCUACCGUAAGAGAAGAAUCUAGCAACAAGAAUGACCUCAUUUGCUUUCCAAGUGCUUAGCUUCAUCAAACCGUAGUUCACCAACGUUCACAGCCAUAACGUAAAAAACCAUCCGAAUGACAAUUACUGAGCACAAGUUUUAAAUAUGGAAGUUAAAAAAAAAAAUCCAAGGACCUGUUUUUCCCAACUCAGGCAUCUUUUUUCAUUGAACGGUUUAGAAAGCUUUAAGUUGAUCCAGUUUACAGUUUUCUUUUCCUUACCUCCUGGAAAUCUCAUGUGGUCUUGGAUCCAUCAAAAAAUAAAACAAACCAAGUCAGUUCACUGGAGCGCCAUGUAUCAAGCACAACGAAGAUAAAUAGAGAAGUGAGGGAGGUUCUGAAUUCACUGCAUCUGGAUUUUCAAGACACCAAUUGGGAAGUCAAGAGGGAAUCAUUGGGAAUAUGGCUUCAAGCACAUUUUGCAGUUUGCUACAAAUUCUGUUUGUACAUAAUGAAAACGCACACUCAGGAGGCCAAUUUAACUGUUACGGUAUACGGAGCAAAUGCAGCAUUUUAAAAGAUCUAGAUUUUUUUAGAUCAUAAAUGUAUCCUUCUUGGUUAUCCAUCACCUGGUCCCUCCUAUUGUGCAUUAUUACCACCACAUAAUACAUUCUCAUGCAUUCAGAUUUGGGUUGUUCCCUUGUCCAUCCCAUCAAUAGGGACGUUUUCAGUGUUUCUUAGCAAGGAAAAAAAUAAAGAAUUCAAACCACCAAACAUGUUACUCAUAACCAUCAUCUAGUCCUGAAUCUCUUCCAUUAUUGAAUCAUCCUAGCAGAACAGCUGAAUAAAUCUGGAGGAAAACACAGCACACCAAAGAAGCAGAAUACUGCAAACCAAAGACAUUUCUUACUUGCCAUUUUCUAGCCUGAAAAAAAAUACUGUGAUUACUUUUAGAAGUCAGAAAACCUGUAUAACUCCAAAUGGCUUUCAGCGCUCGCAUUUGGCUCAUCACUGGGCUGAGUGGACCGGCUACGCCACGGAUGUUAGCCAGGCCACCGAGCGAGGGGCUCUCUGGUUCCUGGCUGUCACCUUCCCACAGCAAGUGGAGGAGGGCCCACAGGACCCCAGGAGAUUGCGACGGUCACCAUGUGCGUAUUUACCAGUGAAUGGCCCCAGGUGGGCACCACAGGGGUGUUCAAAGCAAGCCAAACGCUGCAAUGAUGCUUUACAGACACUUGAGACUGACUUUUUUUAUGAAUUACUUAAUCGAAACCAAAGAAACUUUUUCUGCACCUACUUCUGCAACAAACAAAACUGUCCCAUUGAAAUGAAUAAAGAAAAAUGGACAUCCGUGAAAAUCCACCACCACCAAGAUGGAAGCACGCCAGAAAAAAAAAAACAGAAACAGAAAAAACAUCGAGACACACUGUGUUCGAACAGACCUCUUGGGACAUUUUUUGGAAGCAGAUUUUUAAAAAGGGUUUGAGACAGGAAGAGAAAUAAGGAAGAGCCUCCGUGGCUGCUGCUUCAUCCGACGACUCACGCGGUAAUCUUAAAAGUUGAAGAUUGUCUUUAAUUUGUGCCUAUGCAGUUUUUCAAAAGAACACGGAACAGAGCAACAGAAACCUCAACAGCUACAAUACCAAAGAUGAGGAUUUCUCACACCUUUGUUUCAGUUCAUUAUCCCCUCUUGCCUGGCUUAAAUACUAAUAGCGCCAUUGAUCUGUGUGUAAAGGUAAUCAAUUUUGUUUCUGAGCAACGAGAGGAAAGGGUCAUUUAUUUGAUUUUAUUGUUUCCCUAUCAUUUUGUUUUACGGCUUUCUACCCAACAUGGAAUCUCUCAGAAGAUUCCAUGGAACUCCACUUUAAGAUGUUGGGGGCGCUGAGCACUUCUCUCUGCUCAGCAGAGCGUGGGGAAUCAUACUGUCACUUGAAUGUUCUUUGCUUAACCCUCCCUUUCUCUUGGUUCUUUCUGUGUUCAGAGUUUCAUCAUCAGGGGAGGGAAGGAGAGUGAGGGUCAGGAGUAGGGGUCUUGGGGAUGCGUCCUCUCCCGAGCCACAGAACCAAAGAAUUUAUAGAGGAAUUGACAAGCCUCAUCUUCAUGUGAUCGCUACAUCCUAACAGGGCUUCAUUUGGGGGUGGGGGGAGACAUGUAAAAAUGAUUGUCAGUUUCUACUUUUCUAUUAGCUUUUUAAAAAAUCAGCUGUAAAGUUGCAUUUCUAAAGAAAGAGAUAUAUAUAAUAUAUGAAUACAUAUAUAGAUUCAACUUGAUAUUGGCGAUAACCCAAAGUUAUUGCUGUUCAAAUUCACGUCUUGUUUUUGUCAAGUGCUUCAUCACUUAAGUACUCAGUUUCAGAGCUUUGCUCAUUUCUCAUGCCAUCCCAGAGUGUGGAUGAUUUAGAGUAUUCCGAUUUCUGUGAAAAUUCCUGGGAAAGGUUGAAAGUCAAGUUCAAGCAUGUCAACGUUUUAAAGUGUUGAUAAAUGGGUCCGUGGGACAAAUGAGUGUUAUGUGUAUUUCGAGUCAUCUUUGUUCUCUGUCUCAGCCAAGAUCAGGAUGGAGUGACAUCCAUCCACCAUGGCCGGGGAGGGGCCUGUUCAUCUUCUCUAACUGCUGGGGAAGCUCAGUGGUCCGUUCCCACCAGUUACAGAGAUGAGGCCAGCCCAGACACGUCUUCUCCAGAGCCCUGUCCCAUUGGGGUGUUCGAGAUGCCCUUCAAUGAGUAGAUCCACCGAAGGGACUUCUCACAGAAGUCCAGCUCCUGCUGCAAUGGGUUCAUCAGGUUUUCUCAGGGUGGUAAUGACCAGUUUGUUUAGACAAGCCCGUGUGCAGCCCACGGCUGGCACUGGGGUGAGGCAGCAGUGUUGGGGGGUAGGGGUGUCUCAGUCCUGGAGAGCAAACACAAGGCAAGGUUUAGGGAGGAUCCCUGAUUCCUGCUUGGAAGACCUGUUGUCUGUGGUCCCAGCUCCUUGCCCCCUCCACGUUGGUCUCCCCUUGCAGAGGCAGCAGCCUGGAGCCCCAGAAAGAGAGUGACUUUCCGUGGCUUUAAUAAUUCAUCCCACCCAGGGGUGUUCCUUGACUUUGCCCUGUGUCGCUUCGUCUCUUGCUCAUUCUCCAUAUCUCCUUUGUCCAACGGCCAAGAAAAGAGCAUAUUUCAGCAGGGGGAUGCUCCUACUGGGUUGAUAAAAGCAAAUUUCAACUUGGGCCUUUCUUAAUGAAACUUUGUGACUCAUGGCCAAUGGAAAUGCUUGUUCUUCCCGAGACUGGGCUGAGGAGCAAAGCCUCCUUGGUUUGGUUAGUGAUUCUUUGACAUGCCAGUCUCAGCAUUUGGGUCUCUGGCGUCCUCUGAAGAUGUCUACACUGAAAGAGGCUGCCUUCGUGCCCUCAGAUUUCAACCCGGGUCCAACCAAGUGUAGACACAUACACCCUCAGUGUUCCUGGGGACCAGAGGGAGAUGUCAUAAUGUAAAAAAAAGGCAAGAACUUCCCUCCUGGGUUUUGAUAAAUGUCUCAUAGCAAAUAAUGCCAUAUCAGAGAGAAGUGCUUGCUUCUGAAAAAUUAUCUACGUACAUAUAUAAAUAUAUGUGUGUAUCUAUAUAUUUGUGUGUUUAAAAGUUAAGUCCUACAGAAUUUCAAUUUGUUAAAAAUCUGAAAGAAAAAAAGCAAAAACCUGCGAACUGAAUUAUAAUGGAAUUUGACCCAGUAUGUCUUUCCUCAAGCAUUUAAAAACUUAUUUUAGGUUAACAAUUUUAGAGAAAAAAACUCUUUGGACUUAGUUAUAGUUUAGGAUCCAUUUCCUCAAUCCAAGAAAAAUUCCAGGCAUUAGCAAUGUUAAGGGCAGGGCAGUGUGAAGGGACAGUUCCAAACCAAAUUCACAUUCUUGAGACAAUGGAAAUCCAAAAGCUAUUGGCUGGAAAAUUCUUUAUUUCUUUAGGGAAAUAGGCUUGCCUCCUUUUUUGUUUUCAAUGUGAUUUUUGUCCUGAGGAUGUAGUUCUUUCAUUCCAGGAAACUUUUAUUUAAAAAAGAGCCAAUAUAUUUCUUUUUAAAAAAAAGAAAACAGCAACAACAAUAAAAACUCAUCCACAAUAUUUAAAGGCCUUUCCAAAAUGUAAAAUAGCGUGUAGGUUGUAACAUUUAACAGUACAGGUGGGAAUAAGGCAGACAGCCUGACACUUGGGAGAAAUCACCUCUGCAGGGUCUCUUUUCCUGAGGGCUCCUGGCAACUGUGGGCUCUGGAAAUUCAAGCUCAUUUUUAUUUCUAGCUAAAAUAAAAUCAAAAUUAGGAGUAAAUCUGAUACACACACACACAUUUUUGUUAAGUCAAAUGAUGUAUUUCAGAGCCAAACAUAAAUGCCUUUUGAUGAUCAACCAUUUUUCUUUAUGCUGGGUGCCCACCUAUUCAUGCUGAUAUGUUAAAGUUGAACAGCUUUUUGAAAAAUAUGACUACCACCUGGGUGCAGGGGGACACUUUCCCACUUUUGAAAAUGCUGGUAGAAUUAUAAAAGUGUCUGUUGAUUAUACUGUUCCUGAAGCAUUGUGACAGUAUACCUUUGUGAUGAACUCUGACUUUCAGGAGGUUGUAUAGUAGGAAUAGGAAUUUCUUAAAAAUAGAAAAAGAACAGACUGGGUCCCAGUCUUGUUGAAGAAUAAUGGAGUAUAUGAAAAAGUAGAGAAAAAGAUGAUCCAUGUGGUCAAGAAAGGUUGACUCCAAAGCCCAAACCCAUGUACUGUGACAGUAACUGUCACAAUUCCUAACAAAUCAGAGCUGAGUUUUUGGUUGUUGCUGCUGCCUACGCCUUGUAGUUCAGACUUGCUAGCCUAACCAGGAAGAGUGAGUGAAAGAUGGUAGACAGAAAAGGGAUACAGUUGGUUUGCCUAUAACAUUCUGAUGUUUACUUGUAAGAUUGGAGAGCUUUUGUACAUUUAGCGAAGACCAAGUCGCCUCUAAAACAACAGCAGAUUAUAGUUUUCAAAUAAGGCCACAAAAUCCUUGCUAAAAGAAGCAAGUGUACCCAAGUUCGCUGUAUAAAUCUUACCUAGUUAAUGAUGUUGGCUUUAAAUAUGGAUGUCCCAAUGCCUAUUUUCUACCUAUGAUUUUUUUCUUUCCAAGGGCCAAGGGGAGGGAGGGUUGGUUUAUUUGUUUUAGAAAGUCUCAGAAUUGUUUAUAGAAAUUUUUAAAUAUUAAAAUAACAUAAAGCCUCACUUAGAUUCCAUGAACCCCAUGGGGACCAGAAGUGUUCCUUGUUCUUAGAUACCAAAAAGGCUGACAGCUGGAGGCAAGUGAAAGCCAGAGCCUAAGCUUUCCUUACCGGUGUUGAGUUUGGUUGCCUGGAAUUAACCAGUUCAUUCCCUUUUAAUGGAGGAAAACACACAUGUCUACAGAUCUAUUCAUUCCACGGAAGUCUUCCACUCUGCUCCAGCCUUAGCAGAGAUAUUUCCCACUGCGUAAACCUUGGUAGAUACAUUUGCCUAAUCCUUGUACCAUCUUCCACUUGAGUGUAUACAGAUUUAGACGCCUCUUUCACCAUGUAUUCUCAUAGGCAACUAUAGCAACACCCUUCACCUGUGAGUGUCCAGACUGCACAGACACCUCCAUAUGUCCAUACAUACUGUCCCCUGUUACAAUAAAUACAUUUUAAAUGAUCGUUUCACAUGUAUGUGCUACUUCUACAGUAUACACUGUUUUUAUUAUUUAUUGUACCAUUGAAAACAAAAGUGCAGGGGGGAAAAAAAAAAUCCCAGCAUCUUCAUUCCAUACACUUGGAAUUCCGUUCAUUUGGUCACAUCCAAGAUAAACUCAGCUUUCAAGAAACCUUGGAUUUUAUUUAAUCAUCUGUGUAAAAGUGACACGCGUGCUUGAUGACUUCGGUUGAAUAGCUUUAUUGUGGAUCUCUCAUUAACUAAAGCUAAAUCCAAAGACCUGAAAAAAGAACACACACCUAAAAAAAAAAGGAAAAAGAAGGAAAAAGUAGCAAGUACGAACUAAUGAGGAAAAAAGUGGGCUCUGGUUUCCAGGGUUGAGAAAAUGGUGAUGUGGUCUUGGGGGGGCUGUGUCAGCCAGAGGGAGGGACAUGGUGAUUUUUUUCAUGCUUAUCACAUUUGAAUGGUCUUUUUGAACGUGAGAAAGUUCAGAGGUUAUAAUUUUCUGCUUUAUUUUCAUUUAGACUGUGGAAAGAGGCUAUACGUUUUGUCCAUUGAAAAAUGAAGACAAAAGAAACCUUUUUUUUUUUUCCCAUUAUCUCUUUGGGUUAUAACCCAACAAGCUAAGUACCAUAAAUGUAAUUAAUUUAUUUAAAUUAGUUUUUAGCACACUGAAUGUAUAGGAUUUUGAUAAUUACUUAAUCAUCUUUGCUUACUCUGAUUUUACUCUUUGUGCUUAUUUAUCAGAACCUAGACCAAUGGUGCAUCAGAGAUGCGCGAUCCCCUUUAGAAUCCCCUUGAAGGUUUGCUUUAUAAAGCAGAGAAAUUCUGUUACAGACAGGGAAGAAAUACAGGUUACAAAAAAAAAAAAUUUUUUGAGGUAUUUUUCUUUCUUGAAUUAACUUUGAAAAUAGUUUAAGUAACAGUGAUUAAAUUAUUUAAGUUCACAGCCCCACCUGGUACCAAGCGAACUUCACCUUUUAAUUAUUGGGGCCUUCAGAGCCUUCAUAUUGUAACUUAUUUAUUUAACUUAUUCAGCAUCUGCAAAAGGUGCAUGAUAUAGUUUAUAUUUUUUAUUUAAAACAACAGAAAGCACUGCAGUUUGUUUGCUGUCAGACGGACAACAGAGCAAAGUUUGUGGACAAGCAAUGACUAUUCAACCCGAACCUGUGCAUUCAGAAAACGCAUGCCGAGACCCUGCUUCACCAGCCUGGAUUUCGGGGCUUCUGUACAGAAACUGGAAAAAUUUUUUAAAAAAAUCAGAACAGCAAAAAGAAACCCUUACACUAGCUGCUUCCAAGAAUGAACUCUGUGUGUGUGUAAAACA